This is a messenger RNA of Aspergillus viridinutans, 723 nucleotides long. RefSeq lists its product as uncharacterized. Bases 1 to 723 code for a protein of 240 amino acids. Gene Ontology annotation, cellular component: cytoplasm; nucleus. The record is from RefSeq and is a predicted model, not a curated record. The transcript has a single exon. Gene Ontology annotation, molecular function: protein binding. Lineage: Eukaryota; Fungi; Ascomycota; Eurotiomycetes; Eurotiales; Aspergillaceae.
AUGUCGCACCCAUGCGGAGAACUGAAAGAAGAACGCGCGCUUGUCGAAGCAAUCCAGCGACGCGACAUUGCAGAAGUAACCCGGCUUUUGGAUGAUGGAGUCUCCCCUGAUGGGCCCAGUUUAGACCGUCCCCCGCUAUGGUACGCUGUUCACGCAGAUAAUCUUCCUGCCACCAGGGCCUUACUUGCUGCGUCGGCGAAUGUCCACCUCCGCAAUAUCUACGGGGAGACUGUGCUAUACGACGCAGCGUACCAUAGUUCCCUGCCUGUGGUGCAGGCGCUGGUACAAGCUGGCGCAGAUAUUCAUGCCCGGAGCAAGACGGGACGGGUUAUCCACCACGCAGCAGAAGCCGGCCGUAUAGAUACCGUGCAGUGGAUUCUGAACAAUCACUACUUUACUAUCAAUAUGUCUGGGGCCCACGGCUGGACGCCAUUGCUCUACGCUGCGCUGGCUGGUCAGAGUGCGAUGGCCUGCUUCCUACUCGAGAACGGGGCUGACCCGACGAUCAGAUCUAAGCCUGGCGGCCACUCGGCGUUACACUACGCUGCGUGUUCGGAGCGAAAUGAAACUGGGGAGUGGAAAGACGACGCCACUCUUGUCCGCGACCUGAUCGAGUAUGGCGCGGAUGUCAAUUUGCCUGCUGAUGCGCGGCGUCCCUCAUUCAGCGGGGAGAAGGGGGAGUUUCAGGAUGAAUUUGUGAGAAUUUCUCUUAGGGACAUCUAA